CGAUCGCCUGAUGUGUCUGACAUGAGCAGGUCUCGUCAUAGCUCCUUCGGUGACGAACCGGGAACGUUUGAUCGAGCAUUUUCAGAAGGUGCUCUCCUGACCAAGACAGCAUCUGCAGGAAGUGUAGGCGCGUCAGAGUAUACAACUGGGGCACGACCUCUGAGUCCAAACUCCCCAAAUGAGGACCCCAGCCUGACUCCCCGCCCCCAAAGCCCCCCUCCGUUGUCACCUCAAGAGGCUGUUUCUCGGGCAAAAUCUCUGUCCAAGAAGCUGUCUGGAUCCAAUAUCCCUUCGCAUGUUACUGAAACAGGUGAUCUCAUGCUCGAUAUGACCGGCUAUAAGAGCAAUGAGGAGGACGCUUUGCGCGCGGAGGUCGUUGCGCGGAAAAUCCUGGCAGAAGAGCUGGAAGGAAACUAUGACAUCGGGGCACUUAUUGGGGCCGAUGAGCAUGGAAAUCUGUGGAUUUACAGCAGCGAGGAAGCAAAGGAAGCAGCCAACCGCCAAGCUACUUUCAACUCUAUGAGAUCCAACGCUGCAAUGAGCGAGGACGCUAUUUCAGACCCUGGGUAUCACAGUGAUGGCGACCGGCCAGUUUCCGACCCAUCGUUGAUGACACGGCACCACCGGGCCAGGUCUGAUGUUCAGCCGGGCUUUCCCACACCACCGCGUUCGCCCACACAAGAUUCUUUACCAGCAGAGUUUACUCCCAACUAUGCGAAGACAUUGCGCUUAACAAGUGAUCAACUCAAGGCCUUGAACUUGAAACCGGGUGCCAACCCUAUGUCAUUUAGUGUCAACCGAGCUACCUGCACUGCAACCAUGUAUCUGUGGAGUGGAAACACACCUAUCGUCAUUUCGGAUAUUGACGGAACCAUCACCAAGUCUGACGCUUUGGGUCAUGUGCUGAACAUGAUUGGACGUGACUGGACUCAUGCUGGAGUAGCAAAAUUGUAUACGGACAUCGUAAACAAUGGCUAUAAUAUCAUGUAUCUUACCAGUCGUUCUGUCGGCCAGGCGGAUACCACUAGAGCCUAUCUUCAUGGGGUCUGCCAGGAUGGAUACAGAUUGCCCAAAGGCCCUACCAUUAUGAGCCCUGACAGGACAAUGGCGGCUCUCCGACGUGAGAUUUACUUGCGGAAGCCAGAGGUCUUUAAGAUGGCUUGUCUUCGGGACAUUCUGAACCUCUUCAAUGGGAAAGAGAACCCAUUCUAUGCGGGAUUCGGCAACCGGCUGACGGACGCCUUGAGCUACCGAUCGGUAAACAUUCCAUCGAGUAGAAUCUUCACAAUCAACUCGAACGCUGAGGUAUCUCUGGAUCUGCUGAGCCUCAACAAAUACAAGAGCAGUUAUGUCUCCAUGCGGGAACUUCUGGAUCAUUUCUUCCCACCGACCAGCUUGCUUGUCCAAGCGGGAGGUGAGGACUACACUGAUUUUACAUACUGGCGAGAUUUACCCCAGGAUAUUGAAGAUUUCUCGAGUACAGAUAGCGAAGAAGAAGAUGAAGAAGACGAAGAGGAUAUUGAAGAAGAAGAUGAUGAUGAUGAUGAAGAAGAAGAAGAUAUUGAUGAGGAUGAAGAUGAAGAGUACGAUGGAGAGCUAAGUGAUGACGAUGAAGAUGAACCAGGCGACGAAGACCUCGCUGCCAGCUACAUUUCGCAAGAUCUAGUGGGUGAUUCAAACUUGACUGAGUCGAUGCUCAAUUCCGGUGUUGAUGCUCUUAGCAUUAACACGGAUGGAGACGACGCAGUGGAUGGAGAUGGGACUGGCGUGCCAUCGAGGUCGAAGGAUUCAAUUCUUUCUGGCCAACUCGAUGUCUCUCAUUCCUCAUGAGCUUGAGAAGUCAGUGGGAAUAGGGCCAUGUUGCAGUAUUUUGGAUAUACGUGGGACUUUUCUGGUAUGGUCUCUCUGCGACCGAUCUGGCUGCUAUUCAUCUUGAUACCCAGCACCGGAUUCAAAAUAAAAUCCCAGGGCUGCCCUGGGCUGUGGGAUCCAUUUGCAUUAUUUAUUUCUGCUCUGCUUUAGUUUUUGCAUCGUUGGCGUUUAUACUGGAAUUGAGAUCAGCGUUGAUUCCUCUCCUAUUCUGUUCUAAAUUCAGGCAUUAUUGGGCGGUCUGGCGCAUUUGGGUGGUAUCACGAAGAGGAUACAAGAUGGCUCGAGUUUCUGCCGUUGAGAAUUGCAUAUACUGCUUUUUACAUAUGUUUUGAUAGAAUCCCAGUGUUGGUGUAGAUGC
This is a messenger RNA of Aspergillus wentii DTO 134E9, 2230 nucleotides long. RefSeq lists its product as uncharacterized. The coding region runs from base 22 to 1830 and encodes 602 amino acids. The record is from RefSeq and is a predicted model, not a curated record. Gene Ontology annotation, molecular function: phosphatidate phosphatase activity. The transcript is spliced from 2 exons. NCBI's taxonomy places the organism in Eukaryota, Fungi, Ascomycota, Eurotiomycetes, Eurotiales, Aspergillaceae. Gene Ontology annotation, cellular component: nucleus. Gene Ontology annotation, biological process: triglyceride biosynthetic process; fatty acid catabolic process.